AUGAAUUCACCUGAGGAGAGACAUGAUAAAUUGAUAAGAGCAACAGAUUUGGAUGCAUUGAGUUGUAGAAACAGUAUAAAUGAAAAAAAUUAUUUACAACCAAAGGAUGAAUUUAUAAAUGACCUAAUAAAUUCUUAUCAAACAUACUUGCAAUAUUCCCAAGGUUAUUCCUCGUUAUCAUCUUCGAGAACAUUGAAGGCACAAUUUUUGAGUAAAAAACUACCUAUUAUCAAUAGAGGCACAUACAUGAGAACCAAAAUUAUAACUGAUUUUAUUCAAAAAUACAUAGAUUAUUUUGGUGGGGUUUGUCAAAUUUUAUCCUUAGGUAGUGGUUCAGAUACAAGAGCGUUUCAUCUUCUAAGUACAAAUCCUAUGACAAAAUAUCAUGAAAUAGAUUUUCCUGAAUCAACAAGGAUUAAAAAAUUAGGAAUACUAAAUAAUCCGAGGUUAAUGAAAUUAUUGAGUAUUGACCCAUUGGAUAUCCCUAGUGUCAAAUCGAAGGAAUCAUUUAAUGACUUGGAUCCCAACUUACACACUAAUAGAUAUCAUCUUCAUGGGUUGGAUCUAAGGGGACUCAAUUCAAUAACCCAAAUUAAAGGUUUAGAUACAAACUUACCCACUUUGAUCAUUAGUGAAUGUGUUUUAUGCUAUUUGUCACCUGAGGAAUACCGUUCAACAAUAGAAAUUUGUACGAAUUUUGGAAAUGAAAAUCUCACUAGUUUUUUGAUUUACGAACCAAUGUCACUAAAAGACUCAUUUGGUUCAACGAUGAAUCAAAAUUUGAUGGGUAGAGGAUUAAAUCUACAAACAUUUGAUGAAUAUCCUGAUCUUGAAUCCCGAUUGCGAUUUUUUAAAGACAUGUGUAAGUUAUCAAAUAUUAGAAUGACGGAUAUAAGUAAUGUAGCUGGCUACAAUAAAAACUCUCCGGCUUGGAUAGAUGAUAUCGAAUUGAGAAGAAUUAAUUCUUUAGAAAUGAUAGAUGAAAUUGAAGAAAUAAAACUUUUACUUGAGCAUUAUUGCCUAGUGUAUGGUGAAUUUAGAAAUUCGCCUAAUGCUCCUACGUUCAGCGGAGUUGAUGAUUUUAAUUGGCUAUUAAAGCAUGACCAUUAA
This is a messenger RNA of Lodderomyces pseudojiufengensis, 1110 nucleotides long. Its product is annotated as leucine carboxy methyltransferase. Gene Ontology annotation, molecular function: protein C-terminal leucine carboxyl O-methyltransferase activity. Gene Ontology annotation, biological process: C-terminal protein methylation. Bases 1 to 1110 code for a protein of 369 amino acids. The transcript has a single exon. NCBI's taxonomy places the organism in Eukaryota, Fungi, Ascomycota, Pichiomycetes, Serinales, Debaryomycetaceae. The record is from RefSeq and is a predicted model, not a curated record.